AUGACCACCACCACCAACCUUCCUGCCCACCCGCCCAAAGUACACGAGCAGGCAAAGAUAAUCUCAAAACAACCACUACGAGCCGCCGAGAUGGAGGCUGUCAAACAAGAUGGUGAAGGGGCGCAAAGAUUACGUGGGGGGUGUAUCCCUUGUCCCGUUCGUAUUCUCCUUUCCAAGUUGAAUUACCAUUUUUUGAUGCUGGUUGUGUAUAGUGCUGCUGCCUUCCACUGUGCUGUAUUUAAGAGUUCGUUUCAGUAA
This is a messenger RNA of Laccaria bicolor S238N-H82, 258 nucleotides long. RefSeq lists its product as uncharacterized. The transcript has a single exon. NCBI's taxonomy places the organism in Eukaryota, Fungi, Basidiomycota, Agaricomycetes, Agaricales, Hydnangiaceae. The record is from RefSeq and is a predicted model, not a curated record. The coding region runs from base 1 to 258 and encodes 85 amino acids.